AUCAUGCUUCCGACAAUUUACCCGCAUAACAUCGCUCUUGCUGCAGUUCCAUUUUUAACCGGUGUCUAUGCGGCCAGCGGGUCCCUCGACGGUGAGGCUAUGAAUUCUGGAGGGUCGGACGAGUCCGCUGUGGCUUCCGUGGCUGUGGAAACUGCCACAACUGCCGCUGUCGAGACCGAAUGGCAGGCCGGGUCUACUGCCACCUCAACCGCUGCCGGGGACCAACUUGCAUCUGCCACGACGUCCGAGUAUGCCCCCGCCACCAGCUCUGCCUGCGGUGGCGCAUACGCGCAGUGCGGCGGCCUGGGAUACUCCGGAAACACCUGCUGCCAAGCAGGGUAUCAAUGUGUGACAGCCAACAGCUACUGGGCUCGGUGUGUUGCCGCAUCGACGCUCGCCUCGUCAGCCGUUAGUGGCUCUGCCAGUGGCUCUACCAGUGCCUCCACCAGCGGCACAACAUACACCACCACGUACACCACGCACUUCUCCUCCACAGUCGAAAAAAGCGGCUCCUCGUACGUCACCGAGGGCAGCUCCGUGGUGACGUCCGUUGUCAAGAGCCGUUCUGUGGCAACUGUGUCCGAGAGCAACGGAUGUGCUCCUCUCAGAAUGUAUGAGGGCUCUUGGAAAAGCAAGGCCCUGAUUGGUGGGCUUUUGGGAAUGACUCUGUUGAUGGGAAUAAAUUAGGGGGAAAAAGGGAAACAAAAUAAAUAAGGAAAGAAAUAGAACC
Ogataea polymorpha is the source of this 730-nucleotide messenger RNA. RefSeq lists its product as uncharacterized. The record is from RefSeq and is a predicted model, not a curated record. The transcript has a single exon. Lineage: Eukaryota; Fungi; Ascomycota; Pichiomycetes; Pichiales; Pichiaceae. Gene Ontology annotation, biological process: carbohydrate metabolic process. Gene Ontology annotation, molecular function: cellulose binding. Gene Ontology annotation, cellular component: extracellular region. Bases 4 to 687 code for a protein of 227 amino acids.